Acaulospora colombiana is the source of this 238-nucleotide messenger RNA. The record is from the annotation of a GenBank genome assembly. Lineage: Eukaryota; Fungi; Glomeromycota; Glomeromycetes; Diversisporales; Acaulosporaceae.
AUGGCCUCUACUAGCAUGGGUGCUCCUUACGUCAAGAGAAGUGCUGAUGCUGAGGCCAACCACGAAAAGCGUGAUGCCGAACCAUACUAUUACUAUUACAAACGUGACGCCGAUGCAUCCCCCGAACCAUACUAUUACUAUUACAAACGUGACGCUGAUGCAUCCCCCGAACCAUACUACUACUAUUACAAACGUGACGCCGAUGCAUCCCCCGAACCAUACUACUACUAUUACAAAC